Messenger RNA from Haliotis rufescens (red abalone), 1934 nucleotides. Its product is annotated as D-aspartate oxidase-like. NCBI's taxonomy places the organism in Eukaryota, Metazoa, Mollusca, Gastropoda, Lepetellida, Haliotidae. The record is from RefSeq and is a predicted model, not a curated record. The transcript has 11 exons. Gene Ontology annotation, molecular function: FAD binding; D-amino-acid oxidase activity. The coding region runs from base 177 to 1166 and encodes 329 amino acids.
GAUGGCUACGGUCACCACGGUCCUUUGAAAUUGAAAGGACUUUAAUUUGCCUCGAUUUGCCAAUGAACGAUUGUGAACAGGCAUGUUGGCGCGACGUGACGAAGGCUAUAGAAACUGGUCUGGGCGACAGACAAGGCGGUCGUUAGUAUACCCAACCAGGAUUACCCUCGGACGGAAUGGCUCGGGUUGCCGUCAUUGGUGCAGGAGUGGUUGGUCUCUCUACCGCUAUUAACAUCCAGGAAUGCAUGCCGGGAAGUCGCGUGGACAUAGUAGCAGACAAAUUCAACCAAGACACGACCAGUGUCGGUGCCGCGGCUUGGAUAGUUCCCUGGGCUCCGGGGGUCGAUGAGGCACUACAGAGGAAAUGGGGCCGAACUUCAAUGGAUUACUUCAUCAAACUGGCAGUUUCAGAAGACAGUGCAGACAGUGGUGCCAGUAUUGGUAUGGGGAUACAUUAUGCCACUGGACCACAGACUCCACCUUUUAAACAUCUCAUGCUGUCCUUCGACCCAAUGUCCAAGGAGAGUGCCGAGAAGCUGAACCUAGGAAAGUUCUAUUGCUACACUGGCACAACCGUUGUCGUGGACAUGAGUACAUACCUCCACUGGCUCAUGGCAAGCUUCCAAGCCCGAGGCGGGAUUGUGCUCCAGAGGAAAGUGACGUCAUUCCAAGAGUUUGAAGGCGAGUACGACGUGGUGGUUAACUGUGCUGGUUUAGGGGCUAAAGCCCUGACUGGAGACGAGAAGCUGCAGCCAAUGAGAGGACAGAUGAUGAGGGUGGCCGCUCCGUGGGUGAAACACUACCUACACUGCUCGGACUCAGUUCAUUUUCUUCCCAAUGUUGAAAACACUGCCAUUGGCGGCAUCAAGUCUGUCGGUGAUUCCUACACAAGCGUACGCCUGGACACGUCCGAACACAUCUGGAAGAGCAUCACCAAGCUCUGGCCUCCCCUGAAGAAAGCUAAAAUAUUGUGGGAGUGGACGGGGCUGAGGCCCUACCGGGUGCCCCCAAGGGUGGAGGCUGAGGUCAUCCGGUUUGGGGACAAGAGCCUCAAGGUUGUGCACAACUACGGUCAUGGGUCGUACGGUAUCAGCAUGAGUUGGGGAACCGCCGUCCAUGCAGCAGAACUGGUUAAGGACAUGUGUAAACCUACGUCAAGACUUUGAAUUAUCUCCCCUUGUUUGUGGUUAGCAUUAUCUCCCCUUGUUUGUGGUAAGCCAAUCGGCUCAUCUCAAUCCAGUAGGUCAUCUCGGCUAGCAUUGGGAGGAAUCAACGUUGGAACUGGACUUACUAGUUUAAUCAGUUUACGGGACUAUAACAUUUAACAAGACAAUCUGGCGGCACUUAUGGUGGCGCUCAUGUAAAUGUUGCUUGAUAAUUAAAUCGUGUACCUAAUUACUUAAAACCAUAAAAGAAAUUCCUAAAAAUCGGCCGUCAUGUUGUACGCACUAUGUGAGGGAGGAACGUUCGGAACACGGUUUACAGUGAAAUCAUCCAACGUCACUACUCCGUUAUUGGCCGUUGUGUCAUGUAGGUAACGGAAUUCAUUCCAGGUCUAGAGAUUGUUAUUAGUGUCAUGUGUGACUGUCUCUGAUGGACGUCAUCUUUCACUGACUGGUGUUCAUCAUUGUCAGUUGAUGCCCAGCUUUGGCACAAACACAGUAUCUUAAGCGACAUGACGGUGUUGCUCGAUCAUUUUAUUACCGUCUUCGCCAUGCUUGUGGUUUUGACACAGAGGUCCAUCCAUGGUACAACCCAGAAUAUGUAGAGGGCGUCAUGGAAAAUGAUAAAUACAAAAUACUUUGGAAUAGGCCCGUAUGCAGUCUCAGGCGUAUCCAGACCAACAAUCCUGAUCUUGUCCUUUUUGAUAAAUCCAAUAAAAUAAUUUAUAUUAUUGAAUUUUCUGUCCCUUUUGACACUUACGUGAUUUACAA